AGGCGCAGGGCAUGAUGGGAAAUGCCAGGGAUGUGAAGUGAGGACAAAGCAAGGCGCGCUUUUGUGGGAAAAUACCAUCAGGCCACGGCGGGAAGGUCAAAUGUGGCACUAGAUCUCUCAGGCUUGCUCAGCCAUUGGCGGCAGCCAUGGUGGUGGAAGUGCGCAGCUUCUUUGGAGUCUAUCUUCUCUACUGCACCAACCCCCGUUACCAGGGCCGGGUCUACGUUGGCUUCACUGUCAAUCCUGAACGACGCAUAGAUCAGCACAAUGCUGGGAAACGCCGUGGGGGGGCUUGGAAGACAAGUGGCCGUGGGCCUUGGGAAAUGGUGUUGAUUGUCCACGGAUUCCCCUCUGACGUGGCUGCUCUGCGGUUUGAAUGGGCCUGGCAGCACCCACAUUCCUCCCGCCGUCUCACCCACGUUACCCGCCGCACCUCCCGGGAGCGGCAGUUCGACUUCCACCUGCGCGUCUUAGCCCACAUGCUCCAAGUUGCCCCUUGGUGCCGCCUGCCCCUCACUAUCCGCUGGCUCAAGCAGGAAUAUUGCAGAGACUUCCCCGUGGGCCUGGAGCCUCCUCUACACAUGCCGGUGGCCUUUGGGCAGGUCCGAGCUGUCAAGGAGGCCAAAGGGGUGAAGCCGGAACCCUCAGAGGGAUGGGUGGCAACUCCAAAACGCUGUAGUAUCUGUCUGAAAAAGUUCCAGGAUGGGGAUGAUGAUGACACCCCCUUGCGCUGCUUCCACUCUGGCUGCACCCUGGCUGCUCACAUCAUUUGCCUGUCUCAGGUUUUCCUAGAGAAGGAGCCGCAGCAGUUCCUGCCUAUAGAAGGGCAAUGCCCAGGCUGCAAGAAUCUUGUGCUUUGGGGAGAUCUAAUUCGUUACUACAAAGGGUGUUAUGGUGACCUAGAGGCUGACCCCACCUCCUCCCAGGAACAUUGGGCUGAUGAACUGCAACAAAAUUGACCUUUUCCCUUUGGGAAAAUGGAAGAAUUCCCAGGAAUCCCAGCACUGAGUGUAGUCCAGUUCUUCUUCCUCCUCCACCCAGAGGGCUGGGUCCCUUGAAUCAAAAGUCCCUUUUCUUGUUCUUUUCCCAGCUGGACCUGAGGUCUUGAAACUCCCAGCCCCAGAAUCAUGUAACAAAUGAACAAACAAAUGAAUUUUCUGAAGUGGAAUGAGUAAAUAAAAGGAUCAAUAAUCAGGCGCGAGGUCUGUGAAAUUCAGGACUCCUGGAUUCUCUGGAAAGAGCACAAAAUCAGGAUUGGCAGCCACCCCCCACCCCCCGGUCCCCUUCCUCCAGCCAGCCUACCUGGAUUUCCUGGCUAGGAAGGGGAUGUUCUAAUGCUUCCAGACAACUGUGGUGAUUGCACUGCUGAAUAGCUACAGCACAGUCAGUUGGGGAAAGGACAACAUGAAAAAGGCUCCAUGAAUCUAAAGUGGGGACAGGCAACCUGAUGGCAUUCAGACGUUUUGACUGAAACUCCCAGAAUCCCUGACCAUUGGCCAUGCUGAGUUUUAUGGGAGUUUCAGUCCAGAACAUCCAAGGGGACCCAGCUUGCCCUCACCUGACCUAAAGUGUGUAUAUAAAACUACGGCUCAGUUCAGACAACACAUUUCUCAACGGUGGGUUUAGAACUCCACAGUGGAGUUUUUACACCACAGUUGAGAAAUGAAUACCCGUGUUGUGCAGAGGGGAGUUCCUGCACAAUCAUUAUGUUGUCUGUUGUGUGGAGGGCACCGUGGAGUUUUCCGUUGAGUUGACUUUUCCCAUUGGCUACAGAGUUCUCUGGCAAGAGUGACGAAAAGAGCGAGUGCUGCUCUAGGAGAGCCGCCAGGAUUGUUCUUUUGCAGCAAUGGCUGAUGGGAUACCAUCAGGACUGGGGGAGAAGAGAGGGCAGAAGAACUGUCAAUCAAACAGUUCCUUUUACCCAAAUC
Elgaria multicarinata webbii is the source of this 1928-nucleotide messenger RNA. It is a transcript of the gene SLX1A, whose product is annotated as SLX1 homolog A, structure-specific endonuclease subunit. NCBI's taxonomy places the organism in Eukaryota, Metazoa, Chordata, Lepidosauria, Squamata, Anguidae. The record is from RefSeq and is a predicted model, not a curated record. Gene Ontology annotation, biological process: double-strand break repair via homologous recombination. The transcript has 7 exons. Bases 147 to 959 code for a protein of 270 amino acids. Gene Ontology annotation, cellular component: Slx1-Slx4 complex. Gene Ontology annotation, molecular function: crossover junction DNA endonuclease activity; 5'-flap endonuclease activity.